Messenger RNA from Limanda limanda (common dab), 2267 nucleotides. RefSeq names its product tyrosine aminotransferase (gene tat). Bases 89 to 1519 code for a protein of 476 amino acids. The record is from RefSeq and is a predicted model, not a curated record. Gene Ontology annotation, molecular function: L-tyrosine:2-oxoglutarate transaminase activity; pyridoxal phosphate binding. NCBI's taxonomy places the organism in Eukaryota, Metazoa, Chordata, Actinopteri, Pleuronectiformes, Pleuronectidae. Gene Ontology annotation, biological process: biosynthetic process; aromatic amino acid metabolic process. The transcript is spliced from 12 exons.
GGCUCCAUGCAUCCUCCUCUUCAUUCCUGCUAAUUAAUCUGCUGCUGCUGCUUUUGGGACCAAACUCUGCUCUGAAUAUUAACUGAGGAUGGAUGACAAGACGUACUUGGUGAAGAUGAACGGGAACGGCGUCCACGGCAAAACCGCGCUCAACGCCAAAACCCUGGUCGGGACCGUGGUCAACGGGAGGGGGGGGCUGGGAAACGGCCUCAACCACGUCAGCAUGAACGGCAGCUUGUACCCGGCCAAGGUGAAGAGCCGCCGGCAGAGGUGGGAGGUGAAGCCCUCCGAGAUGGCCAACAACACGCUGAACCCCAUCAGGAGCAUCGUGGACGAGAUGAAGCUCACACCCAACAGAGACAAGCCCAUGAUCGCCCUCUCCAUCGGCGACCCCACGGUGUUUGGGAACCUGCCCACAGACCAGGUGGUGCUUCAGGCCGUGAAAGACGCCGUCGACUCGCAGAAAUACAACGGCUACGCCCCCUCAGUCGGUUAUCUGAAGAGCCGACAGGCCUUGGCCAACUUUUACAGCUGCCCCGAGGCUCCACUGGAGGCAGAGGAUGUGAUCCUGACCAGCGGCUGCAGUCACGCCAUCGACCUGGCGAUCAGCGUCCUGUGUAACCCCGGGGACAACAUCCUGGUGCCCUGCCCGGGAUUCUCCUUAUAUAAGACUCUGGCCAUCUCCAUGGGCAUCCACGUUAAACUCUACAACCUGCUGCCGGAGAAGUCGUGGGAGGUGGACCUGCAGCAGAUGGAGAGCCUGAUCGACGAGAGGACUUCCUGUGUGAUCGUGACCAACCCGUCCAACCCGUGUGGCUCCGUCUACAGCAAGGAACAUCUGCAGAAGAUCCUCAAAGUGGCCUCCAGACACUGUGUUCCUAUUCUGGCCGAUGAAAUCUACAGUGACAUGGUGUUGCCCGGCAUCAGCUGUCCGUCCAUGGCGUCCCUCAGCAGUGACGUCCCGGUCAUCUCCUGCGGAGGUCUGGCCAAACGCUGGCUGGUCCCCGGCUGGAGGAUGGGAUGGAUCCUCAUCCACGACCGGAACGACAUCCUUGGACCUGCAAUUCGUCAGGGUCUGGUGAAACUGAGCCAGCGGAUCCUGGGAGCCUGCAGUCUGAUCCAGGGGGCGCUAGAGGGCAUCCUCAACAACACGCCUCAGAGCUUCUACAACAACACCAUCAGCUUACUAAAGUCGAACGCAGAGAUCUGUUUCAACGAGCUGUCCACGGUCGCCGGCCUGAACCCGGUCAAGACCUCAGGAGCCAUGUACCUCAUGGUGGGCAUGGACAUGGAUCACUUCCCAGACUUUAAGAACGAUGUGGACUUCACUGAGCGUCUGGUCACCGAACAGUCGGUCUUCUGUCUCCCGGCCUCGGCGUUCGAGUAUCCCAACUUCUUCCGCAUCGUGUUGACGGUGCCGAAGGAGAUGAUGGAGGAGGCCUGCAGCCGGAUCCGGGAGUUCUGCCUGUGCCACUACCGGCCCAGCAGCCGCGGGAGUGGCCAGGAUCUGGACCAGUGAAGAAGACCAGCGUGGGCCAGAGGACGGACGGAGGACGGACGGAGGACAGACGGAGGACGGACAGAACCAUGGUCACACUCACUCAUCGUGUUUAAUUCAAACCACAGAUGGAUGCGGGUCAUGAAAAGUUAGAGAAACAAAGGCUCAGUCGUCCGAUCAGGUUCAAAUCCUCCAAGAAGACGAAGGAGAAUAAAUCCUCACGUGUUUAAAAUGUAAACUGAGAUUACCCCCCCCCCACAUGAAUCUGAUGUCAGAUCUGUUUUGAUAUUGUCGUCACCGUGGUAACGAGAAGCUGGUGAGCAGCGAAUCAUGAUGUUCCAUUCGUGCUGUAAUUUUAUAUGUCAACCUUUGAAAUGACAAAAACCUAAUAUUUAUAUUUUAUAUGAGCGACGUAUAUUAACCUCUACUGUUUUUUGUGUAUUUAUAUAAUUUGUGUAGCGCUUCGUGAUGUAGCCUGUUUGAAAUCAGCUCGAUUCUUCUUUUACCUUUUGAUACUUUUCUUCACUUUCUGAUCGAUAAUUAGAGGAAUUAUUUUAUAUAAAUAUAAAUAAAUGUACAAUAUUCCUUUUUAUAAACAUUACGUAUCUAUAAUCUUUUCUAUACUUUGCUUGUGCUUGAAAAUGAGUCUUUAUCAAAAGUUUAUCUGUAUAUUAUUUGUAUGUUAAUUGUGUCAUAUUGAAAGUCAUUUAUACAUUUUAUUUAGUAGUUUUGUUGAUAGUUGCUUAAUAAAAUAAACUUGUUGACAUGA